ACAAAACGAAAAAAAGGGGAAAAAAAUGAUUUGCGAAAAAAAUUAGUGGUGUUCAUUCUUAGAGCCAUUGUCAUAGAGAAACAGUAACACCGCUUAGAAAACCCUCCACCGGAAAAUGGCGACUUUCACAAAUCCAUCUCAACUUCUUCCACUCGAGUUGGUUGACAAGUGUAUAGGAUCAAGAAUUCAUAUAGUUAUGAAGAAUGAUAAAGAAAUUGUAGGAGUACUUCUGGGAUUUGAUGACUAUGUCAAUAUGGUAUUAGAAGAUGUAAUUGAAUUUGAAAGUACUCCAGAAGGAAGACGUGUGACAAAAUUGGACCAGAUUUUAUUAAAUGGAAAUAACAUUACCAUGUUGGUACCAGGAGGGGAAGGACCUGAAGUCUGACCUAUGUUUGAUAAUUGUAUGUGUGCUGGAUGGAGAGAUGCAAUAGUGAAGAACAGGCAUUGUGAAGAAAUGGAGAAAAUAGUUUAACAUUAAAACAAAAACAUGUGGGAAACACUUAUUUUUAUGUAAUUCAUUAUAUUUUUUCUUUAUGGCUUGAGCAUCAAAUUACAGAGAGAUGUAAGCUAUUGUAUAUGUUACGAUCUUUUAUGUUAACAAAAGAAUAAGAUUACCGCUCAGUAAAUAGAACUUUAAUAAACUCUAAAGCAGAAGGAUACCUUGACUUUCACAGUGUUUUUGUGUGUAUAUAAAUCUACAUGUGUAUAUAAUUAUGUACAAUGUAUAUCUGUGUUUGCAAGAAAUAUCAAAAUUCUAAUUUUGUUCUCAAGUGCUUUGUUUUAUUAUAAAAAGAUAGGUAAAAUCAUAAAAGUGUUCUUUGAUUUAUCCAGCUUUUGUCUAGUUUAAUCAUGUUUUUAGAUUAUUUAAAGGGUUUCAUUCUUACUUUUUCCCUGAGAAAACAGCAUUUAUAAUGAAGUUAUGUUUUGCUGAUAACCAUGUGACGUCAUCAUAGGCUAACCAUGU
Molecule: messenger RNA, 964 nt
Organism: Ruditapes philippinarum (Manila clam)
Lineage: Eukaryota; Metazoa; Mollusca; Bivalvia; Venerida; Veneridae
Product: U6 snRNA-associated Sm-like protein LSm5
Exons: 5
Coding region: 116-385 (89 amino acids)
Biological process (GO): mRNA splicing, via spliceosome
Cellular component (GO): U6 snRNP; Lsm1-7-Pat1 complex; U4/U6 x U5 tri-snRNP complex
Molecular function (GO): RNA binding
Source: RefSeq, a predicted model, not a curated record